This is a messenger RNA of Nicotiana tabacum (common tobacco), 417 nucleotides long. RefSeq names its product auxin-responsive protein SAUR68-like. The record is from RefSeq and is a predicted model, not a curated record. NCBI's taxonomy places the organism in Eukaryota, Viridiplantae, Streptophyta, Magnoliopsida, Solanales, Solanaceae. Gene Ontology annotation, biological process: response to auxin.
AUGGCCAGGAGAUGGCAGAAGUUUGCAGCUAUGCAGAGGAAGAGGAUUUCACUUCCAAGAAAUGGUAGUAAUGCAGACAGUUGUAGUACAUCUUCAUCCUCUAGAGCCAGAAAAGGCCAUUUUUCUGUCUACACAAUUGAUCGAAGGCGCUUUGUUAUUCCCUUGGCUUACCUUGAAAAUGAGGUCAUUAGGCAACUUUUAAGCAUGUCUGAAGAAGAGUUCGGGCUACCAAGUGGUGGUGCUAUUACGUUACCCGGUGAUUCGGUCUUCAUGGACUGCAUCGUUUCACUGAUCAAAAAAGGCGUAGCUGCUGCAGAUAUUCACAAAGCAUUGCUUCUAUCAAUUCCUUCAUGUUGCUGUACUUCACCUUCUAAUUUGCACCAAGAAAGUGGAAAUCAGCAACUUCUUGUUUAUUGA